UAUUAAUGUUCUUUUACUUGUUUUGGAGCUCUUCACUUUUUGGAGUGUUUGGUCUCUCUUCUCAUGUUAAUGCUAUUUCUCAAGCUUGAAUAGAGUAAGAGUAGAAAUGGUGCUCAUAAUCAUCAUUACUUUGCUAAGCAUCAUUUUCAUCUCUUAUAUGCUACCACCUUCUUCUGCUUCUUUUCCAUCAACUACUCAAUUUCAACCUUCAUUCCAACAUCAAGCCAAUAAUGCACACAGUAAUCACCCAAGGCUGGUAAGAAAGUUAAUAAGGGCUACUGAGAAGGGACAUAAUGAAGAUAGAGACUUCAUUGCAUCACAAUACAAUAAGCAGAAGGGUUACCUUUCAGGAAAAGUACAACAUAGGAAGAAAAAUAUGGUGGCCGGAAAGAAGGAGACAAAAGAAGAAAAAUAUGAUGGAGAAGACCCUUCACAAUAUUUUGCUAAGGAUUAUUCCCAUGUUGGAGGGAGACGUCCCAUACACAAUAAGAAUUUGCCAAUUGGUCCCUAGAAUGUCAUCAUUGUGAUAUUGGUUAGAAGAUAGUUAGACAUAUGUUCUUACUAUUUCGUAUUACAAAAAUAUUAUUCGUAUACUAAAAUCAGCUAAUAAAAUUAGUCACUAAUG
Arachis ipaensis is the source of this 625-nucleotide messenger RNA. RefSeq lists its product as uncharacterized. The record is from RefSeq and is a predicted model, not a curated record. Lineage: Eukaryota; Viridiplantae; Streptophyta; Magnoliopsida; Fabales; Fabaceae.